Messenger RNA from Cololabis saira (Pacific saury), 1139 nucleotides. RefSeq names its product P2Y purinoceptor 14-like. The record is from RefSeq and is a predicted model, not a curated record. Bases 58 to 1032 code for a protein of 324 amino acids. Gene Ontology annotation, cellular component: membrane. Gene Ontology annotation, biological process: G protein-coupled receptor signaling pathway. Gene Ontology annotation, molecular function: G protein-coupled purinergic nucleotide receptor activity. The transcript is spliced from 3 exons. Lineage: Eukaryota; Metazoa; Chordata; Actinopteri; Beloniformes; Belonidae.
GGUUCCGUCUGCUGCAACAUCUGGAGGCUCCGUCUGCAGCAGCUGGUGCUUGGUGGGAUGGAUCACCCUAACGCCACCAACGUCUCCACCAGCCAAUCAGAUUUCAGCAGCAUCUUUACCAACCGGGUCCUUCCCUGCUUCUACUGCGUCGUCUUCGUGGUGGGCGUUCCUCUGAAUGUCAUGGCUGCCUGGAUCUUCUUCAGGGUACCUGGAGUCUCAGGUUUCGUGGUCUACCUGAAGAACAUGGUGGUGGCGGACCUCCUCAUGCUGUCAACCGUCCCCUUCAGGGUUGCACAUGAUCUGAACCUCGGCAUUGGGCAUAUCCGUGUGAUCACCUGCCGCUACACCGCCGUGCUCUUCUACUUCUCCAUGUUUAUGUUUGGUGGGGUGUCCUCACUCCACCUCCUCCAGAAACCCAGAUUUGCUCGCUUGUUGUCACUUUUCAGCUGGGGGCUCUUCUUCUUCCUCGCCCUGCCCAACGUCAUCCUGACGAGCAAAACCGCUAACGAGCAAAGCUCCAGGGACUGUAUGCAGCUGAAGACGCCGCUGGGCAUCAAGUGGCACAAGGUGUCUGUCUUCUCUAACUUGUCUGUGUUCUGGUUGACCCUGGUCAUCGUUGUCUUCUGCUACACCUCCAUCGCCUAUCAGGUGUACAAGUCGUACCGACGCGUUGGCCGUGACAGCAGUGACGUCCGCCGCAAGUCCAACCGCGGCAUCUUCAGCAUCCUGGCGGUGUUCUUCAUCUGCUUCGUGCCGUUUCACAUCUGCCGGGUGCCUUUCACUCAGAGCCAGACGACGUCGUCGGACUUCAGCAGGAACAUCGAGUUUGCGUUGAAACAGCUGAAGGAGGGGACGAUCUUCCUGUCGUCACUUAACGUCUGCCUCGACCCCGUCAUCUACUUCCUGAUGUGUCGAAGUUUCAGAAAGUUGCUGUUCAGGAAACUGUCAAUGAAGCACAGGAGGAGAUCGCAAACCAACGCUCAGAGUCUGAGUAACAUCAACAGGGAAAGGUCGACUGAUACACUAGACUAAUAGAGGAAGCGAGGGAAUAGUUCAAAAUCAAGAUUUUGGAACAGAAUAUUUAUGAACAACAACAACCGGAACUGUUUUUUCUUGGCUUGGAUGUUUCCGAUGGAUUA